This is a messenger RNA of Impatiens glandulifera, 1629 nucleotides long. RefSeq lists its product as uncharacterized. The transcript has a single exon. The coding region runs from base 1 to 1629 and encodes 542 amino acids. Gene Ontology annotation, biological process: meristem development; meristem maintenance. NCBI's taxonomy places the organism in Eukaryota, Viridiplantae, Streptophyta, Magnoliopsida, Ericales, Balsaminaceae. The record is from RefSeq and is a predicted model, not a curated record.
AUGGCUGCCCAAAUUGUAACCCUCAUGGUUGAAAGAGAAGAAUUGAUGAUGGCACCUGCAAGGGAUGGGAUGCCUAUAUACAGACCGGCACGUUUCCUCCACCCUUCCCUAAAUGCGGAGGGUACCUCACCUACAGUACUUAUCCCUUCAACCAACACUAUCUCUUCAAAUAAUCCCGAUGUGUUCUUCGAUGGCUGGAGAAUGUGUACACAGCGUUGGGAACAGUGGGUGUCCCAAAUGCGCCCUCUCUACCAAACUCUAUGGGAGAGAGCCGGAAUUGCAGAUGCCAUCACCGGCUCUGUUUGCACCAUCAUAAAGCACAAGGAGGUUAUCCUCGAACUCUCCAAUAGAUGGUGCUCCGAAACCAAGUCAUUUAUCUUCCCAUGGGGAGAAGCGACAAUUACCCUAGAGGACGUGGCCGUAAUCGGAGGCUACAGUCUAGGAGAUUAUUGUGUUCUUAAACCAUUAGAAACUCCAGAUUUGAAGGACGUUGAGACCAUGCUGAAAAUGGAGAGACUGGAGAUCGGGCGAACAAAAGCAGCUAGAGCAUGUCAGUAUCUUUGGAUGAACAAAUUUAUGGGCACUGGAAGUAAUAUAGAGCAUGAAGCAUUUUUGUCUCUUUGGCUCUCCCGAUUUGUUUUCACUGGACCAGCAAUUAACACAAUUCGAACUAUUGUGUUCCCAGUUGCCAUCCAUCUAUCUAGGGGAACCAAAAUGGCGUUGGCCCCUGCUGUCCUAGCCAGCCUUUAUAGGGACCUUCAUUUGCUUAAACGACGUGAGCAAUGUAGAUCGCACAAACCAUCCAAAUCGAUGCUGCUAAAUAAGAUCACCCUUUGGGCUCCAUUUCAGUUGGUCCAGGCUUGGAUUUGGGAGAGGUUUGAGUCUUUGAGGCCACAAGACAUUAGAACAGUGCAGAUCACCCAGCCACUAAUAUGCCGAUGGAAUAUGGCAAGGGCCGAGAGCCUUGAAAAUGAAAAUAUUGUUCAAGGUUUCGAUAGGAGCGAGAAGAACUUUUUAUGGAGGCCAUACACAAUUCGUGUUUAUGAAGGGUUCAUGUCAGAACUGUAUGGUAAGAAGAUCUUGAGGGUGUUGAACACAUCUUUACACAGGGAAGCUCUCAUGGAAUUUGCCCGUUGUAUCAGGGUAUCUGAGCUUGUUGGGGUGGAAGUGGAUUGCAUUGAGCAAUAUCUACCUCAUCGAGUGGCAAUGCAGUUUGGGUUUGAUCAAGACAUUCCCAUAAGUCAAGUUGAUCGUGAAAAUGCAACUUCUGUGAUUGCAUGGAGAAAUUAUGUAAGGCCCAUUGUAGAUCAUAUCGUUGAUGUGCCAUCAAGAUUUUGUAAGCCUGAAAUAUCCACCAGGUACUACAUUUGUUGGAACAGAUCCAUAAGAAUUUAUCUUCAACGCCAACCUACAAACAGAAAUGAAGUUGAUAGAGGAGGCAUGGUUCCUACUUCGAGUUCUCAUGCUUCUACUUCGGCUCAGCCUCCUUCUAAUGCACGUGCUUCUCAGACAGGUUCAACAUUCAUUCUAACAACAGACCCAUUUCCCCCUCCUGGAUUCUCUUCCAAAAUGAUAUUUGCAGUGAAAAGUGAUAGCGGUGUCAUUUAUCUGCCCUUUCGCCCUACAUGA